UUUAUUAAUAAAACGAAAGUUCAUUAUGCGUAUAUAUAGAUCAACGUGAAACACUUGAAUUUGGAACGAUACAAAUAAGCGAAAAAUCCUCUUUUUUCAUACCACCGAACAGUAUAUUUUCAACGUUAUUCACGUUUGCAAUUACAUUCAUUUCAAGUCAAUGCUGAGAACGAUGCAAAAACUUUCAAUAUUAAUCAAUUGAAAAGUUUUUUUCUUUUUUUACAUUCAAGCCAUUUUAUACUCUUUAUUCCUAUAAGUGGCAUGGCAAUUGACCUCUACUAUACAUCGAUCUAUUUAAUUUUUCUUCAAUUUGUCAUCAGUGGAAUGUUUUUUUUUCUGUUUCUUAAUUAUUAUUUACACCAUAGCAAAAUAAUUGUUUCAUGUAUUAAACAUUUAAUGAAAAAAUCAAUAACAAUCACAAUAUAAUAGACACGAAUAAUUGAGUUUUUUUAUCGAAUGUCUGAAGAAUUUCCUGUUUUUCUAUUUGCAAAAAUAUUCUGAAUGGUUUCUGAGGGGUUGGUUUAUUUUGUGGAUUUUUGAUUGACCGUUCAUACAAAUUUUUUCCCUUGUUCAUUUAUUCUUGUUCGAUCAGUUGAUCAUAUGAUACACUCGAAUUUUUUUUUCAUUCAGAACGACAAAAUGAAAUUGAAUUUGCAGAAUAAAACAUUUACCAUAGGAAUAAAUGGGAAUCCACCAUUCUCAAUGUUCUCAACAUCAUCUUUAAAAUUAACUCUUGGAUCUGAAGCAUUUUUAUUGAGACGCUUGGUUCGUAUUUCAAUUUCUCAUAUCGAUUGGUCGACUGUGGACUAUCAUGGGGUAUGAAAUAUCCAAAUGGUUCUUGGGAUGGAAUGAUUGGCCUAUUGAUUGAUAAAAAAAUCGACAUUGGAAUCGGUGGCACGUUGGUUGAUUUUGAUCGUUGGAAAGCCGUUUCGUUUCUAUAUCCACAAACUACAACUUCUAUUACAUUUGUGACUGCAGCUCCUUCUCGAAUUCUAUCCAGCCAUAAUUUGAUUUUUCAACCAUUUCCUCUUUUCGUUUGGCUAUCAUUUCUGAUUACAUUGUUUGUCUGUUAUGUAUUCGAUCAUGUACAACGAAAAUUCAAUCAAAAUAAAAUAAAUCUUUUCUGGAUAAGUUUGGUGCAAUUGUUUCAUCAGGAUUCAUUCCAUAGAAUGAAUGUUCCACGUCAUAUAUCAAUUUACAUAAUUUUAUGGAAUUUUGGAUCAUUUAUACUUACAAUUGCCUAUGCGGGAUGUCUUUAUUCGAUGAUUGCAGUUCCAUCAUAUUCGAAAACUAUCGAUACUGCCAAUCAACUAUAUACGGAAAUUAAAUCGGGUCGUAUCAUUAUAACAAGUUUUAAUUCUUCUCAAUAUGUGAAUUUUUACAGGGAUUGGCUCGGCGAUGUUUUUAUUGAGUAUUGGAAACCCGUUAACUUAACAAGGGAUGGUUUCAAACUGAUAAAAAAUUCAAGAUUGCCACAUGCCCACAUUGGUCUACGAGGAACACUUCGAUAUGGUGUAUCAAAUUUUGGUGAAAAAUAUUUAUAUUUAUCCCAAAGACCUGAGUCUUCACUUUUUACUGAAAUUAUUGGCAUUCCUGUCCGUCCCGGUUUCUUAUAUUACGACAUAUUUAAUCGAGCACAAAUACGUCUAUUCACUAAUGGAUUGAUGAAUCUUUGGGCAAAUGGAUUAUUAUGAUGUAUUGAGAAAAAAAAAUAUCGCUUACAAAAUUAGCUACUUAUCUGCUUACGAACCAAAAGCAUUU
Messenger RNA from Dermatophagoides farinae (American house dust mite), 1761 nucleotides. RefSeq names its product glutamate receptor-like. Gene Ontology annotation, cellular component: membrane. NCBI's taxonomy places the organism in Eukaryota, Metazoa, Arthropoda, Arachnida, Sarcoptiformes, Pyroglyphidae. The record is from RefSeq and is a predicted model, not a curated record. Gene Ontology annotation, molecular function: ligand-gated monoatomic ion channel activity.